CUGCCGUGUCAGCGAGGCAGCGCCCGCCGGGCUGCACUGUGCGCGCCGACUGCGCCUGUUGCUGGGGACGGGCCCUCCGCUGCAGCCGCGGCAGAGCAGGGAGUGCAAGGCACAAGGCGCGCCGCGGCCGUCCGCCGCCCCCCGCCCUUGCCUGCCGCAGCGGUGGCCGCGCAGCGGCUCUGCCCGCGGGCGAGCGGCUCCUCGGGGCUCCGGCGGGGUGGGAGCGGGCGGCGGCGGCUUGGCCGUGCCUGCGCUGCGGGCUGUGGCGAGCGGCGCCGCGCCGCCGGUUGUGCGGGCGGGUGGGUAAAUGGAUCGCCAUUCCAGCUACAUCUUCAUCUGGCUGCAACUGGAGCUGUGCGCCAUGGCCGUCCUGCUCACCAGAGGUGAAAUCAGAUGCUACUGUGAUGCUGCACACUGUGUUGCAACUGGCUAUAUGUGCAAAUCUGAGCUUAGCGCCUGCUUCUCCAGACUGCUUGAUCCUCAGAAUACACAUUCCCCACUUACUCAUGGCUGCUUGGACUCUAUUGCAAGCACAGCUGAUAUCUGCCAAGCUAAACAAGCACAAAACCACUCUGGCACCACCACCAUGUCCACAUUGGAAUGCUGUCAUGAAGAUAUGUGCAAUUACAGAGGACUACAUGAUGUUUUGUCUCCUUCCAGGGGUGAUACUUCAGGACAAGGGAGCAGAUAUCAACAUGACAACAGCAGGAAUCUCAUCACCAAGGUGCAGGAAUUGACCUCUUCGAAAGAGUUAUGGUUCAGGGCAGCUGUAAUAGCUGUCCCUAUAGCUGGUGGGCUAAUCUUGGUGCUCCUUAUCAUGCUGGCCUUGCGGAUGCUCAGGAGUGAAAACAAGAGACUGCAAGAUCAACGACAGCAAAUGCUCUCCCGUUUGCACUAUAGUUUUCAUGGACAUCAUUCGAAAAAAGGGCAGGUGGCAAAACUGGACUUGGAAUGCAUGGUGCCUGUGACUGGUCACGAGAACUGCUGCAUGACCUGUGAUAAAAUGAGACAUUCAGACCUCAGCAAUGACAAAAUUCUUUCACUAGUCCACUGGGGAAUGUACAGCGGACAUGGAAAGCUGGAAUUUGUAUGACCAAUUAUUUUUUUAAUCUGAGCUAAACUUACUCUCUGAACUCUUGAAGGCCUUUGGGUUCUGCUGGACAGGAGCACUUUAUCUUAAAACAGAAACUCUCAUAAAUCAUCUUUGAGAAACAAAGGACCUCUGCAGACAGAUCUUGGAUAUUUCUUCUGAAGGAUUCCACAAGUUGUCUUAUUUGCACAGAGUAAAAUACACUCAAAUGUAUUGUUUGCUUUAAAGUUAUGAAAGCAAAAAUUAGAAGUUGUAAACACUGUCACCAGGGUUAUCUGAACUGUAGGGAGCUGAGAACUGACUUAUUAUAAUAAACUGUAUGCAAGCUCCUAUGUUUCCUGACUUAUUGUAAAGAUUUUUUUUAAAUAUAUAUAUUUUGUCUGAAA
This is a messenger RNA of Falco peregrinus (peregrine falcon), 1476 nucleotides long. RefSeq names its product BMP and activin membrane bound inhibitor (gene BAMBI). The transcript has 3 exons. Gene Ontology annotation, biological process: positive regulation of canonical Wnt signaling pathway; negative regulation of transforming growth factor beta receptor signaling pathway; transforming growth factor beta receptor signaling pathway. The record is from RefSeq and is a predicted model, not a curated record. Bases 308 to 1093 code for a protein of 261 amino acids. Lineage: Eukaryota; Metazoa; Chordata; Aves; Falconiformes; Falconidae. Gene Ontology annotation, molecular function: frizzled binding.